Molecule: messenger RNA, 996 nt
Organism: Strongyloides ratti
Lineage: Eukaryota; Metazoa; Nematoda; Chromadorea; Rhabditida; Strongyloididae
Product: Beta-1,3-galactosyltransferase brn
Exons: 3
Coding region: 1-996 (331 amino acids)
Cellular component (GO): membrane
Molecular function (GO): hexosyltransferase activity; UDP-glycosyltransferase activity
Source: RefSeq, a predicted model, not a curated record
AUGUUUAAGAGAUUUCAUAUGAAACAAACAUUUUUGUUUGGAUUCAUUAUACUUAUUAUUACAUUUUUAUAUUCAAUUGGUGUUUUGGAUUAUUUUAGGCAAAAACCAUUUAAUGAAUUUGAAUGGGAGCCAUACCAUAUAGAUGUACGAAGACAGGUAAUUUUACAAAUUACUGGCAAUAAACCAGAAAUAAAUGAAAUUAAUUCUCAUUUAAAAUAUUUAAUUUUACCUUCUUGUGAUGGACAAGAAUUAGGAGAGAAACGGUCAAUUUUAAUUAUCGUUAAAAGUGCUCCAAAUAGAUAUGAAUAUAGAAAAGCUAUUCGUGAUACAUGGGGUAAACAAAAAAAUAUGUUAGGUUUCAAGAUACGUACCAUCUUUGUAAUGGGAAAUGAUAUUAAUAAUAAAAAAAAUAUUGAAGAUGAGUAUGAAAUUAAUCAAGAUUUAUUAGUUGGUGAUUUUAUUGAUGAUUACCGUAAUAAUACAUUAAAACUUAUAUUAUCUUUUGAUUUGGCAAAAAAUUAUUGCAAUCUUAAAAAUCCAAUUCCUUUUUAUUUAUUUAUUGAUGAUGAUUAUUAUCUUUCAAUAGAAAAUUUAAUUAGUGAAGUUAAGUAUCAUAUUCCAUCAGAACGUCUAUAUAUGGGAUACCGUUUUGAUUCUACACCUUUUAGAAUAACACUAGCCAAACAUCAUAUUUCACUUUCUGAAUAUCCUUUUUCAAGAUGGCCACCAUAUAUUUCAGCUGGUGCUGUUUUAUUAACUAACACAACAUUAAGUGAAUUUUAUUAUGCUUCAAAAUAUGUCAAAACUUUUAAAUUUGAUGAUAUAUAUACGGGAAUUAUUGCUUAUUUAUUAGGAAUCACCCCUAUUCAUAAUGAAAAAUUUGCCUUCUGGAAGAGUAAUGCAGAAAAUGAUGAUUUUAAAAUUACUAUAGCACAUCAUGGGUUUGAUCCAAUUAUGUUACGAAAUAGGUGGAUAGAAUUACAUAAUUUAUUAUAA